UGGCCAAAAACACUCAGGUCGCUGAAAGACUUCGGAAUGAUUAUCGGUAUUUGGUCUUGUAUUGCGGUUUACUUACCAUUGUCUUGACGUUCUAUCUCGUCGUCGGGCUCCUCCUUACCUUGGAUAUCGGAAAAUCGGUAGAAAGUAAAGCUUGGAGAUCAUUGUUUGCUUGGGUGGUAGUCUCAAGUUCUCUUUUCAUGACUGGCGCUUUACUUAUCCAAAGUUGGAGAGUUCUCGGGGAUCGAGAUGAUGCGCAGGGAGAUAAACCCAAUCCUGUCAUUCAAUCCUCAGGGCCCCUUAGUACAGUGGAUAAAGGCAAAUUUGUCUUUCUAUCCUGGACCCAGCCAGAGCGGGGAGCGUUGAAGGAUCCAAAUGCUCGUGAGAGUGACAUCUCAUGAUACAUCCUGUGAUACAUAAGCCAGAAAUGUAGUAUGCAGAUCAACCCAGUCCUUGAAAUCCGCAAUGGUCAUCAUGCUAUUUGAUCAUCCUUGCAACAACUUGUGCAUUGGUCUUAGCAUCACACAACUACUUUUCUCUUUUCUCUUCAUUAAGUUUAUUAUAUUCGUUUUACCUUCCUAAUGCGGCAUGUGCGAGUCACAGCUAGAUGUUUGUUUGUUACACUAUAUAAAGAGCUGUUGCUUGCAUGUUAUCUUGCUCUUCAGUCAAACUUGUCAUCUCUUCUACUUGACACCUGCCAACAGGUGCCUCUUCUCUUCUUAUCGCUCACAUGUGAUACACCAGCCUUUAGCACUUUAUUCAUCACUAACUUGUGAGACUCAUCAGGUGCCUCUUCUCUUCUCAUCACUCAUACAUGAUUAAUCAGCUGUUGGAACU
Melampsora larici-populina 98AG31 is the source of this 834-nucleotide messenger RNA. RefSeq lists its product as uncharacterized. The transcript is spliced from 5 exons. Lineage: Eukaryota; Fungi; Basidiomycota; Pucciniomycetes; Pucciniales; Melampsoraceae. The record is from RefSeq and is a predicted model, not a curated record. The coding region runs from base 586 to 819 and encodes 77 amino acids.